Vollenhovia emeryi is the source of this 3645-nucleotide messenger RNA. RefSeq lists its product as uncharacterized. Gene Ontology annotation, molecular function: zinc ion binding; RNA polymerase II cis-regulatory region sequence-specific DNA binding; DNA-binding transcription factor activity. Bases 306 to 3356 code for a protein of 1016 amino acids. NCBI's taxonomy places the organism in Eukaryota, Metazoa, Arthropoda, Insecta, Hymenoptera, Formicidae. The transcript is spliced from 13 exons. Gene Ontology annotation, cellular component: nucleus. The record is from RefSeq and is a predicted model, not a curated record. Gene Ontology annotation, biological process: regulation of transcription by RNA polymerase II.
GGGGAGAUCGGGGAGAUCGCCAUCAAGAUCCCUUCGGAUGCGCGCGCAUCCGGCGUUCUAUGCCAUUUUAAAGCCGUCGACGAUUCCUCGGCGGAGCGUCAAGCGCAUGCGAGGACCACGCUGGCUGAAACCUGAAGCGAGAGCCCGCUCCAACGUCGUUCGCAGUUCUGCUCAGCUUUAGAAAGUUGUUUUUACCACCGAACAAACGCGUCCUGCAUGCAACGUGCGCGCCGAGCGAAUCGCUGCUCGACGAGUCCUCGUUGGAGACAUACGGGACACGUGGUUGCCGUCUUCUUCGUCGGCCCAUGGAGCCCGGCGACUCGAUGACGCCGGAAAUGGAGGCAUCCGGCGAGGACAUCAUGCUGAUGGAGACCGUCAAGAGUAUGGUGACGCGCGAGAGGCCCAACGAGUCGGAGGGAACCGACGAGGACCUGUUCCUCAUCUCGCAGGACCAGAUAGUGCAGUAUCCCGGGGAGACGGUGGCUCCGUCGCGGAUCGCGAUCGAGUGGAUGCACCUCUGCAGGAUAUGCGCCAACGCGAGCGACCGCAUGGUGCCCAUCUUCGAGGGUGACGGGGUGGCGCAUGACUUGUCCAGCAAAAUACUCAAGUACUUGCCGAUACACGUCUCCGGGAGCGACACCCUGCCGUUGCAGCUCUGCGAGAAUUGCGCCAACAUCCUGAUAGCCUGGCACGCGUUGAGCGAGGGGUGUCUGAGCGCGCAGAGAAAGCUGCUGGAGCUGCAGGAGACGCAACUGCGAGAUAAGCAGCAGUACUACAAUCCUACUUCCUUGGAUAAUUUAGAAGUCACCACGCCGAUGCUUACAAUAGCCAGCACGACCAUUGCGUCUAAUAUCACAAACUUAUCGCCGAAUCAGCAGGACAGUGACAAAAACGAAGUUCACGAUACCGUAAAGAAUAAUAAGUCCGACAGAGUGAAGAAUGAGAUCGUCAUCCUUGAUCGGAUAAUCGCCCACACUUAUUUCCGACAGAUGUAUAAAGUCGCAGAGCACAGGAAUAAAGUUAAUCCAAUUCAAACUAAAACAUCCAAUGUAACCGAUGGAAACUCGGGCAGUAUUUCUUCUCCCGCAGAUAAUAUAGAUAACAAUAAACUAACCGAACAUUUGUCUCCCACAAGUACAUCUUCCAAUAUAUCAAAUAAAUUGACAAAUGACAAAAAGAAGAAAAGUUUAGACGACAAAGACUCUAAUCCUGCUAGUCAAACACGAGCAAGUUGCAUGAAAAGGACGAAAGCUACGCGAUGUAUACAGCAAGAACACGCGGCGGCAGGGAUCGAGUCGAAUGAACAUCUAGAGAAGAACGUCGAACAGUUCGAGGCCAAGAAGACCGUAUGCACCAGCCCGCCGAUGGUCUGCAAAUUUUGUAACAAGAAGUUUCGUUCGCGGAAAAGCUACUGGGCCCACAUACGCACGCACUCGGGCGAGAAAUCAUACACGUGCCACAUUUGCGGAAAGCAAUUCGUUCAGGGCGGUAGUCUAUAUUAUCAUCUGAAACACGUACACGACGGCGUAAAGAAUCACACCUGCGAUAUAUGCGGCCGCAGCUUCGCCAUGAAAACCGCCAUGGAGGACCAUCGACGUAUCCAUACCGGUGAACGCCCAUACGUGUGCCACACUUGUGGCAAGACGUUCAAGACCAAGGCAUCGCUCUACAUACACAGCAAGAUCCAUACGGACGAGUUUCCGUACAAGUGUACCUAUUGCGCCAAAAGGUUCCGCUGGAGGCAGCAGAUGCUGAGUCACCUGACAGUGCACACGGGUGAGAAAAAUCACACGUGCGACGUAUGCGGCAAGGGUUUCGGUGUGAAGAACGACCUGACCAGGCACAAACGUGUCCAUUCUGAAGAAAAGCCGUACACGUGUCAGCAAUGCGGUAUCAGUUUCGGCCAGAAGCGUUAUCUCAAAAGUCACGAACGCUUAAAGUUAGGGACGUGUAGAUUCUCGCAAAAUUCAAAUCGAAUUGAGUCCGAUUAUGAUUUAAGUUUCGUGCACACAUUUCUGGAUCUAAAAAUGCACGAGACAUACAUUCGAAAAUAUUUCUACGGACACCCCGCGGAGAUGCAUCGGGUCCUCAGCUUUCAGAUGACCCGCAAUAUCGACGAGUCCAGCGAAUACGUGACGAAGCGACUGUGCUUCUCGUUUCUCUUCUCGGUCGGCUUCCUGUGUCUCCUCUGCGGCUUUCUGCUGGGUCGCUUCGCCGUUGAGAGAUCGCUGGAGACCCAGGCGCAGAAAGCGCGCGGCGAACUGGCCGGAAAUGGUCUCCGGAACACGGAGUACCUUCAGCAACUGGCGCUCCUGGAAUUGAAUAGGCCGCCGCUCGACUACGAUCGCACGACAAAUCGGCAGACGUUGGAUGACAAUCUGCGACGCAUUAGUGGGCACUUUUCCAACUUGUCGUUCGUUCACAAGGUGUUCACGCAUGCAUCGUGCAUUCGCGCGACUGUCCGCGGUUCACGAGAACCAGAUAGAUAUAUUAUCUUAUCCGUUAACGAGGACGGUAUCGCCGUAGCUCUGGAAUUGGCGCGAGUCCUUAACAGAAUUUCUUCUCAGCAUGAUUGGCGGCCACGACGAAGUCUGGUAUUCUGCGUGUCCCUUGUGUCCUCGGACGUUUGUCCGCAGGCUCUACCUGCAUUCAUGUGGCGAAAGGUCGUGGCUUACGUCAGAGUGCACGGUCGUUUCCAGCGAGAGAACCAUCUGAUUUCAGCCAACAAUCACGCGGCUUUGUUCGGCUCGGACGUCAUGCGAUUCGUAGCCGUCGAAGCCAUCAAGACAAUCCCCGGCGACAGUAACUGGACAUACCUCGAGCACGAAAUAUUUGGUCCCCGCCUUCCUCUCGAUAUUCCGCAAGUGAUAUUUUCGUUCAAUGAUAAUAAUCUUGCAUACAGUCAUCACAAUCAAAAUUCCCGACUGCACGACGUAACUCUGGCACAGAUGAUUAGCCAAACUGUAUGGCGACUGUCCGAGAGUACAGUUAUUCAAUGGGAGCCAAGGUAUUUUAAUGAAACCGUCAACAGGUUAUUGAAUUCGAUCGACGCCAGCAGAUUUCAAGACGCGAAGGAGAAGUUGACGAGAACGUUCAAAGUGCUGCUCGCAGCCGUGAAGGAGCUGAAUGUAGAAAUCGACGCGACAGAUAAUAGCCAGAUGCUGCGUGUGAGGAUAUGGAACGAUCUGCUUCUGGAUCUGGACAAGGCGCUCCUAUGCCCUGACGAAAUCGAUUCGCACUCCAGAACCGAUCUAGCGACAUUUCGCGAAUCUAUCGACGAAUCUACCAUGUUAGCCUAUCUCGACCAAAUAACAGAAUGUUACGAGGAUGCUAUACAAGUUCUGCAGGAAAGAUAAGAAUGGAUAAGGAGAAGCUCCGAUAAAAGACAGGGUGCGAAAGUCUUCAGAAUAUAUAUAACGAUUAUAAAUUGUUACAAGGCACACACUUCUUGCUGUGACAAUAUAUAUGUGUAUUUUUCAUUAUUUUUUUUAGUCUCUUUUGGUUUCCUACGCAAAGCAAUGUAAGUGACAAAACGAGUUAAAUUAGGCCAGUAUUUAUAGUCGGAUCUUACAUUUAACACCGAAAAAUAAAGAUACGUUCUUUAUUUACUAUUUGUCAAAUACGAAAACUUAAACGAGUAAAAUU